AUGCCCAGUCUUUCCUACUCCAACUCGAGCCAAUUUGGCUCUAAACAACCGCGCUCAUCGCUAUGGGCCAAAUUGACGCUGUUCAGCCCCGUAGCAGCUCUCUGGACACAUAUCGUGUUCUUCACCACGACCAACGACGCGUUUUUCGACAAUGCGAUUGGGUGUAAUGCUACCAACCUCCUCUUUGUCUCGUUCAGAUUGUUGGUGGUCGAGGGAAAUCGAAUCGGGCAUGUGGUGACACCAUCAACGAUGUUCUGGCAGAGACUCAAAUGGGCGUACCGUGUGCGGACGUCUCCCAGAACUCCUCUACGAAACCUAACAAGUCCUAAAGAAACACCAUCGACAUCAGCCAAACCAACAUCCCAAACGCGUUUUAUCCAAACCCGCAUCCUCCUCCUCACAUCCAACUUCCUCGCCCUCGACAUCCUCAACGAACUAACUCACCGAUUCAACCCAUACUUCACCGACCCCUCCCACCGCCUCACCCGCGCCCCAUGGAAGUACCGCCUCACCGUGUUCUUCCACCCGGCUAUGGUAUACGCGGGGUUGAAUUGUAUGUACUACCCCUGGUGCAUCGCGUCCGUUUGGUUAGGCGCGAGUGAACCGGAGGAGUGGCCGUAUUUGUUUGGAGAGGUUGGAGAGGCGUGGAGUGUUUCUGGGUGUUGGAAUCGGUUCUGGCACCAGGUGAUGCGUGGGCACCUCAAAUCGAACUCCUCGUUCGUCGUGAAGGAUAUCCUAGGUUUCAGACCCGAAUGGGUGUGCACGCACUACCUCGAGAUCGCAAUUGCAUUCCUCUUCUCUGGGUUAAUGCAUGUUGCCGGGGAGUACAUGGCGAAUAGAGGUCGUACGGUCUCGUACGGAGCACUCAUUUUCUUUGCUCUGCAACCCCUCGCUCUGGCUCUGGGACGCAUUCUCAGUGGUCUAAGCGGGAGAUUGGGGUACAAGCCACGUCCGAUCUUCCUCAAAGCACUGGGCUAUGUGUGGGUAGUCACUUGGUUCACGUUCUCGUUGCCGCUAUGGGUGGAACAACUCAUGCGAGCGGGGUUCAUGACCUCGUGGUCAAACAUACCUCGUGGUAUAACCCGGACGGUCAUUCAGUCCCUCUUCCGUGCAUUGGCGUGACAAAUGUAGACUACUUAGAUUUCCAGCAAAGGUAGUUGUAUACUCGAGUAAAUGGAUGUAGUACUUGAUAC
Molecule: messenger RNA, 1193 nt
Organism: Coprinopsis cinerea okayama7#130
Lineage: Eukaryota; Fungi; Basidiomycota; Agaricomycetes; Agaricales; Psathyrellaceae
Exons: 4
Coding region: 1-1122 (373 amino acids)
Biological process (GO): lipid metabolic process
Source: RefSeq, a predicted model, not a curated record